This is a messenger RNA of Saccostrea echinata, 1225 nucleotides long. RefSeq lists its product as uncharacterized. Bases 47 to 1225 code for a protein of 392 amino acids. The record is from RefSeq and is a predicted model, not a curated record. The transcript has 5 exons. NCBI's taxonomy places the organism in Eukaryota, Metazoa, Mollusca, Bivalvia, Ostreida, Ostreidae.
UGUACAGAAAUCAUGUAACUUCAGACUUUCAAGGCGCUCCUUCAGCAUGCACAAACACAGGCCAUUUGUGAAACCGAUGAUGGUAGUAACUACGUCAGGAUAUGUGGUAUCUGUUCUGGGGCCGUACCUCGCCGACUCAAAGAACAACAAUGCCGGAAUCUUAAAUCACAUGAUCCGGAACAACACCGAGGAAAUGCGAGACUGGCUCCAGGAUGGUGACACAUUCAUUGUAGAUCGUGGAUUUCGGGAUAGUUCCGAGAUGCUUGGAGACAUUGGUAUCAACAUGGAAAUGCCUUGCUUCAUGCAGAGAGGUACAUCUCAACACACCACACAGGAAGCUAGCCAUUUACGCUUAAUAACUAAGGUAAGAUGGGUAGUCGAGUCGGCCAAUGCGAGGUUGAAGAGGUGGAAAUAUCUGAAUCAUGUCAUACCAAAUACACAGAUUCCCUUCAUUGGCGACUACAUAAGGAUCGUGGGUGCCCUAUGCAACAGAUUUACUUCUGCCUUAAGUUCUGGCAAUGAGGAGGAGGAUCAGGCCACUGCCCUGAAAAUGCUGCAUCUCUCUAAGCGGAAAAACGAGCUACAGGAAUUUGUUGAAAGUAAUGGAUCCGGACUGUCCAACAGGACAUAUUCAGAGCAGAAAAUUGAUGCAGCAGGUUUUGCGCAAGACUUCCCAAAACUGUCCGAUUCUGAAAUUCACCAGUUAACGCUAGGAGUGAACCAACCUGUCUGCGAUGCCACCUUCAGAAUAACAAGUAUUUGUGCGAAAUGGCCUGGUAGCGUCCACGACAGCCGAAUAUGGCGCGAAUCUGCAUUGUGUCAGAAAUUUGAAAACGGUGAAUAUAACGGAUUUCUACUAGGAGAUUCUGGCUAUCCGUGUAAAAGGUAUCUGAUGACACCAUUUCUAAAUCCUUCUACUGUCCCAAAACAGAAAUUCAAUGCAGCACUUUGUAAGACCAGGGUAAUAGUAGAACAAACGUUUGGAAUCUUGAAGCGCCGAUUUUCGUGCCUACAAGGAGUACUUAGGACAACCCCACGUCAAGCAACGAAGUACAUCGUUGCCUGUGCAAUAUUGCAUAACACUGGAAUAGACCAAGGAGACAUCGUUGAAUCUACACAAGUUCAAUUUUAUGGUGGAAACAACAAUUACAACAAUGCAUUAACUGGUGAUGGUUUCAACAUGCACAACUACAUCGUGGAUACGUAUUUCACUUGCGUAAAAUAA